Molecule: messenger RNA, 3599 nt
Organism: Scatophagus argus
Lineage: Eukaryota; Metazoa; Chordata; Actinopteri; Scatophagidae
Gene: glsb
Product: glutaminase b
Exons: 15
Coding region: 137-1888 (583 amino acids)
Biological process (GO): L-glutamine catabolic process
Molecular function (GO): glutaminase activity; protein binding
Source: RefSeq, a predicted model, not a curated record
GGCCGCCGGCGUGUGUGAGUCACAGCGUCUGAGACAGUUAGCUCGGUGAGAGAUAACGUGAAACAAACGCUGCUGCUGCUGCCACCGGACCUGUUCAGAACAACGACCUUCUCUCUAACUGCCUGACAGGAUUGAGAUGUUACAUUUUAGGUUUCCGACAGUGCUGAAGGACUUGUCUAAAGCCACCCUCAAGCGUCCCUUGUCCGUCUCCAUACAGAGGACCUGGUCCCCGACUCGUACCUACUGCUUCGGCACGUCCUUCAUUGAUUCCCGUGCUGCGUCUACUCAACUGAAGGUCCUCCAUGCCGCUUCGCACCGCCCGGUGCUCCGCACCGCGCCCUUCGCCGCCCCGUUCCGCUCCUACUGCGCGAAGACUGAAGGUGCCGUGGAGCCGGAUGAACAGCUGAAGAAGGAUGGUGUCAGCAACGAACCAGCCAGCGACAAGAGGAGAAAUGCAGGCAUUCUCCCCAGUUUGGAGGAUUUGCUCUUCUACACCGUUGCAGAAGGUCAAGAGAAGAUUCCCGCUCAUAAGUUUCUCACAGCACUUAAAGCCACUGGGCUUCGUACAGGAGAUCCCAGACUGAAGGAAUGCAUGGAAACCCUCAAAGAAACUCUAAAGAACACAGCAGAUGGCGUAACUUUGGACAGGCACCUAUUCAAGAAGUGUGUCCAGAGCAACAUUGUCCUGCUCACUCAGGCCUUCCGCAAGAAGUUCGUCAUCCCAGACUUCGACUCCUUCACCUCCCAUAUUGAUGAGCUGUAUGAGAGUGCCAAAAAUCUCUCUGGAGGACAGGUUGCAGACUACAUUCCCCAGCUCGCCAAAUUCAGCCCCGACCUGUGGGCCGUCUCUCUGUGCACUGUGGACGGACAGAGACACACGGUCGGAGACACCAAGGUCCCCUUCUGUCUGCAGUCCUGUGUCAAGCCUCUGAAGUACGCGGUUGCUGUUAACAACUACGGCACAGAGUAUGUUCACAGUUUCAUUGGGAAGGAGCCCAGUGGCCUGCGCUUUAAUAAGCUCUUCUUGAAUGAAGAUGAUAAGCCCCACAACCCCAUGGUGAAUGCUGGCGCUAUUGUUUGUACUUCACUGAUAAAGCAAGGUGCGAGCAACGCAGAAAAAUUUGACUAUGUCAUGAACUUUCUGAAAAAGAUGGCAGGAAACGAGUAUGUGGGUUUCAGCAACGCCACAUUCCAGUCCGAGCGUGAGUCAGGCGACAGGAACUUUGCCAUCGGCUACUACCUGAAAGAGAAAAAGUGUUUCCCUGAGGGGACCGACAUGACGUCUGUACUGGACUUCUACUUUCAACUGUGCUCCAUCGAGGUGACCUGCGAGAGCGCCAGUGUCAUGGCCGCCACCCUGGCUAACGGCGGCAUCUGCCCAAUCACGGGUGAGCGCGUGCUGACCCCCGAAGCGGUGAGGAACACGCUGAGUCUGAUGCACUCCUGCGGCAUGUACGACUUCUCAGGACAGUUUGCCUUCCAUGUCGGUCUGCCAGCCAAGUCCGGAGUAGCAGGGGGGAUCCUGCUGGUUGUGCCCAACGUGAUGGGUAUCAUGUGCUGGUCACCCCCACUAGACAAGCUGGGCAACUCGGUCAGAGGAAUCCAGUUCUGCACGGACCUCGUGGAACUUUUCAACUUCCACAACUACGACAACCUGCGGCACUUCGCCAAGAAGCACGACCCCCGCAGGGAAGGAGGGGACCAGCGGGUAAGGACACAGCAUCACGACGUGAGGAGCGAACACACUGAGCCAAACGCCUUCACUGCACUCCUUCGGACCCAUGGAUUACGAGAGUCUCCAACAGGAGCUAGCUCUGAAAGCCCCCCUUUGGAGAAAGGUGUCCCCCACCGAGUCGCACCAGGACAGCUCCACCACUGUAGUCUAUAGGAUGGACAAUGUCGCAGAGUGAAAUUAAAAAAACCAAAUCAAAGAAAGGAGAGCCCCGCACCCCUCGCCUCGACUGAGCUCUCUCCCCACCUCUCGCAGCAAUGCCACCGCCUCCCCUUGAAUAUUUAAGUCUGAAUUGUGUCGAGGAUUAUUUAUUGCUCGUGAAGCGUUUACUGUGUGCCGACAAACUCUUGUUUUUAUGUGUGAUGGAGGGCUACUGCUUGUUAAGUUUGAUCUGAAAUCCAAAUGAGCUCAUGGCCUCCGCCUGCCUGUUGCCUUAGUGUGUGUGUGUGUGUGUGUGUGUGUGUCUCAGAUGUGAUGCACGUGUAUUCAGGUUGUUAUAGCUCAGUUUUUGACAGAAUCCUCUUAUCAGCUAACGGUUGGGGAGGGAAAAAAACCAAAGAAGGAAAAAAAACCAAAUGAUGUGUGAGUGUGUUUGAGUGGAGCUUUUAGAUGAGCCGUCUUUGAAUAUUCAGACUGUCUUCUGAACAGGUGACCUUACAGAUGAUGGAUGUAUUGUAGCAGAUACUAAAAGUUUUUGGGUCAAAGGAGAAUAUUGUUGACAUGUGAGUUAGCUGUGAGUGCGGUGCAGCGGUGUUGUAGCCAGCACAACGUAGUUUCUCUUCUUUCAAAAAAAAAAAAGAAAAACAAAAAAGAUGAGCUCUGAUGUCUGAAGGGAUUUUAAUAAAGCAGCUAUUUUUGCUUUUUCAGUUUUACACGAUGGGCCCUCAGAAGGAAAAAAACUCACCUGAAAAUCUCAACGCUUAUGUGAGUCUGUGCUGAGAGCCAAGCAGCUUUUAAUGGCUGAUUUUAAAUGGAAAUGGGUUUGAGGCAGAGCAGCAUCUGUGCCUCCCUCGAUGUCUUUCUAAACUCCCAGAGUCGACCCGAAAGCAGAACUAAUGUCGAGGAACACGGCGACCGACGUGUCUCAAAGGGAAGCUGCAGGCCUUCAGUUCGGCUCCAACCUGUCGGUGCUAAAGAGCCUGAAGUGAGACUGAAACGACUGUUUUCUCACUCUGAGCUGCUGUUGAGUUUAGCUGGAAAAAGAAAAGCGCUUGUGUGUGUGUGUGUGUGUGUGUGUGUGUGUGUGACACAGCCUGCACGGGUCUCACCAGUGCUCACACAACCUUUAACUAACUGCAGGGUUUUUAUCUGCCGGCUUGAACUGGGCCGCAUUCCAAAACCAUCAGCGCAUGUUUACGCUGCACACACAAAUACGCUGCUGUUCAAACAGGCUGCCUUCGUGUAGAAAUGGAACCGCACUGCACAGAAACACAAGCCUUGGAAAUUUAAAUAAUUCACCACGUCUAUCACAGCUGCGUUUUAAGGCUUUAAGGUUAAAAAUAAAAAAGUUAGACGUGGAAUUUGGGCUCUCAGACACACCGAGUGGGUGUGGAGCCUGAAUACUCAUGCAGCGCCGCCUGAAAACUUGCCCGAAGUAUUAAAAGAGUUAGUUGGCAUAAAACCUUUUGAGCAGAUUCAUAAAUGCGGCACGUGCAGGAUUUAGGAAUGAGUUAUAGCGAACUGCUGGUGCUGGAUUAAAGUUUUUCAGGGCCAUUUAAAUCUAAGUUUUGUCAGGUUUCUUUUUGGACCUUUUGUUAUAUUUAGGCAAAGAUCUAUAGAUCCAUAUAGAUCCAUAAUUUACAUUUAAGAAUUUUGGCUUGUGAUGUAUAGUAUUGGAAAAACAAAAACAAAAACAAACACUCUGUCA